Messenger RNA from Monodelphis domestica (gray short-tailed opossum), 2178 nucleotides. It is a transcript of the gene NOSIP, whose product is annotated as nitric oxide synthase interacting protein. Gene Ontology annotation, molecular function: ubiquitin protein ligase activity. Gene Ontology annotation, cellular component: nucleus. The record is from RefSeq and is a predicted model, not a curated record. NCBI's taxonomy places the organism in Eukaryota, Metazoa, Chordata, Mammalia, Didelphimorphia, Didelphidae.
GCCCGACGUGCCGGAGCGAGGACGGCCUCUGCCCGAGCCCUUCUCCCACUGGGCCUGGGGCGAGCCGGCCCCUCCCCUCCCUCGAGCCGAUUGGCACAGUCCAGAAUCAGGCUUCGAGGCAAGGGGGCCCGGGCGUAUCAGAGAAGUGGCAACACACCUAGCCCCCCUCCACGGGAGACUGGCAGCGGCCUCUAGGAGGAUGGGGCGGGAGCGUCAGGAGAUACGAUGGGCACGGGCGGAUAUCUGGCCGCUCGCACCUCGGCCACUGGGGCAGCGGAGCUGGGAUACGUGUGCACAUUCGUGCCCCUAGUGCUCUAGGGAGCCUGUCAGGGUGGCCGAAGGGGGCCGGGGCCCGCGGGGGAGGGCAAAUCCUUUCCAGCCCCGUCCGGGGCGGCCAGAGUAGCGUGGACUGGCCUGAGGGAGGGGGAGGUGGUCUUCUCCGCGGGCCCGCCGAGUGCUGGGGGAAGGGGAGGAGAAAAAGAGGAGUCAAAGGCGCGCCCGGGAGGGGCUUUCCGCGCCCAAGGCUUCUCCUCCAAUCCCUGGUUGCCCUCACGGAGGCUCCGCCCCCGGGAAAGAUUUCCUUCAGGCUCCGCCCCUUCGUGCAGUGAGGAAACUAAGGCAAAUGGUAUUGAGUGACUUCCAGCAUCACACAGACUCUGUCCAUUGGCCAUCUCUCUGCCCUAUACUGGAAUUUUAGAGGAGAGAAAACCCAGAACUUCAGAGGGCAGCCAGGCCAGUCCCUGCUGACCUGGGAUCUCAGUAGCUUUGCCAGAUGACACGCCACGGGAAGAACUGCACAGCAGGGGCUGUGUACACCUAUCACGAGAAGAAGAAAGACACUGCUGCCUCCGGCUAUGGAACCCAGAACGUGCGCCUGAGUCGGGACGCUGUCAAGGACUUCGACUGUUGCUGUCUGUCCCUGCAGCCCUGCCAUGACCCUGUUGUCACCCCUGACGGCUUCCUGUAUGAGAGGGAAGCAAUUCUGGAGUAUAUCCUGCACCAGAAGCGAGAGAUUGCCCGGCAGCGGAAGGCCUACGAGAAGCAGCGAGGGGCCCAGAAGGAGGAACGGCGGGAGCUGAGCCGAGCGGCUGCCCAGGACCAGCUCCGGGGCUUUCUGGAGAAGGAGGCGGCUAUCGUCAGCCGGCCCCUCAACCCUUUCACCCCUCGGGCGGGAGCCAGCCCAGGAGAGCCACAGCCAGGGCCUACCUCGGCCCCCGAGGCAGUGGACAAGGACAAGGCCAAGGAGUUACCGAGUUUCUGGAUCCCAUCCCUGACCCCUGAAGCCAAGGCCACGAAGCUGGAGAAGCCGUCUCGGAUCGUGACGUGCCCGAUGUCAGGAAAGCCCCUGCGCAUGUCGGACCUCAUCUCUGUCCACUUCACGCCCGUGGACGGCUCCGUGGACCGCGUGGGGCUGAUCACCCGCAGCGAGCGCUACGUCUGUGCGGUGACCCGGGACAGCCUGAGCAACUCCACCCCCUGUGCCGUGCUGAGGACCUCGGGGGCCGUGGUAACGAUGGAGUGUGUGGAGCGUCUGAUCCGCAAGGACAUGGUGGACCCCAUAAGCGGGGUCCCCUUGACAGACAAGGACAUCAUCCCACUGCAGAGGGGCGGCACCGGUUUUGCAGGUUCCGGAGUGCAACUGGAAGCGAAGAAGUCUCGCCCCGUGAUGCAGGCCUGAAGGGGCGCGGGGCGCGCGGGGGGGUGGGGGCGGGGGGUUUGCUGGAGCAAACGGAUAAUAAACGUCCUGGCAUCUGGUUGUAGUCCCCAUGUGUCGGGCCCACGCAUCCCUCCUCUAAAAGAGACAGACUCCAGGAGCUUGAGGCCUCAGCUUUUAUUCCAGCCCCCGUCCCGCCCAUCCGUGGGCUCAGAACAUGGGGGUGCGGCCUCAAGGGAGGCAUAAAGAGAAUCGGUUCUUCCUGCCAGGUCGGGCUCAGAUUUCCUACACUCGUGACUUUGGGGGUCCCAGUGCUCAUCCUGACAGGCCUGGGAAAGGCUGGGAGGAGCCGGGAGGGGCCCGGACUUCUACACCCUGAAAGCUAUGGUUGGUGGCUCCUGGGGCUCCCAGGAUUGGGGGGGACAGACGGUCCCCAAGGAAAGCCCUUGAGUGAGGAAGGAUUUUGUGGGGCUCCGUACCAUCAGCCCCAGCCUGGCACAGCUGAGUAAAGGAUAUUUUGCCGA